Molecule: messenger RNA, 700 nt
Organism: Colletotrichum phormii
Lineage: Eukaryota; Fungi; Ascomycota; Sordariomycetes; Glomerellales; Glomerellaceae
Exons: 4
Coding region: 287-655 (122 amino acids)
Source: RefSeq, a predicted model, not a curated record
UGCGAUCGUUGCCGACGUCGUAAGGUACGUUGUGAUCGACGUCUUCCAUGUUCUCACUGCACCCGAUCAGGUGCAGUAUGCGAUUAUCCGACCAAGCAGAAGCCCAAGGAAAAGCGGCACCGAGUCUUCAUAUCUGAGGUUUACGAACGAAAGAUUGACCUCAUCGCGGAAAAACUCGAAGACUUGAGGCAGGCUUUGUUUGGGCGACCAGGGAAGCAACAGGCCCAAAAUCAGCACGCCGUACAGCUUCACACAUGAUGAUGUUUCGUCACCGACUCCUUCUCGAAUGACACCAGAUGCACUUAAAGCAGGAUCUUCUUCACGACAGGAAGAGGAUAAGAUCAUUACGCCAAGGGUGGAGUUUGAGGGAGAGUCGUCUCUUUCAGCGCAAGCUGCUUUUGCAAAUAUGUUUCUUCAUGAUGCCGUCAACAGUAAGCAUCCAACUGACAUCACGGGUGAGAUGGUAUCGGUGUUAGAGACUCUGGAUCGUACGCUCGGGAAUGAGAAAAACCAACAAGAUCCCGACUAUCUGUACCCAAACGCCAUUGCUCUCGCACCAGGCUCUUGCGUGUGGGACCUCCCGAAGCCCCCUAUCGAGUCAGUCUUCAUCUGUCUCCGGAUGGCACAAGAAAAAGACACUUUAAUCUUUUUAUAACUUAUUGAAAUAAGUAGUGGAAUAGAAAUAUGGGUCUUUGAUAAG